ACAGUCUGCGUCGAACAACGGCCGAUGCAAGUUCAGUUUGAAGUGAUACCAGAUGAAGUUUGCGAAUCCGCGCGAUUAAAUAAAUGAAUAUUCUUCAUCAACAGAGUCUCAGAGUUGCACGUAGAAUUUCAGUGAGUCCAAAAGUAGACAUCGAUUAGACGAAGCCAUAUAAACAUUAAGCACGUGUGAGUGCACACCUUUGCUGGUCACACUUAACGUUAUAUUUGUGAUUGAUAUACAUACAUACAUACAUAUGAAUAUAGUAAUUCAUAUUUGUAUGAUUUUGAAGGAGAAACAAAUUGGCUAAGCAGCGAAAAACUAGCAAUAAAACACAAGCAAGAUGAUCGAGCGCGAAGUCAUACACACAAACAAAGUAUCGAAACGCAUCAUGGACAUAGCGCAGGACGUUAGCGAAUUCUUUGUGGUGUUUAUUAAAAUUCUCUUAGAAUUGUUGCAUCGCCUUUUUGAAAAGAUGAUGAAUAAAAAACUUAAAGAUAUAAGUGGCGAAAUUAUAUUGAUAACAGGCGCAGGGCAUGGUAUUGGUCGCGAAUUGGCCUUGCACUACACUGCCUGGGGCAGCAUAGUAGUCUGUGUAGAUAUCAAUGAGAAGAACAAUGAAGAGACUUUGAAAAAAGCUAAACGACUUAUGCAAAACUCGGUCUAUGCGUAUACUUGUGACGUUUCCGAUCGCGAUGCGGUCUUAAAGUUAGCCGCCAAAGUUGAAGCCGAAGUUGGACGUGUUUCUGUGCUGGUAAACAAUGUUGGUAUCAUGCCCACACAUCCGCUGGAGCAACAUACAGUAGAGGAGAUAAAGCGCGUAUUCGAUAUAAAUGUAUUAUCACAUUUCUGGACACUCGAGGCAUUUUUGCCGCAAAUGAAGCAACAAGGUCGUGGACAUAUUAUCUGUAUUUCUUCGAUAGCCGGAAUCGUAGGGCUGACCAAUUUAGUUCCAUACUGUGCUACAAAGUAUGCGGUGCGUGGCAUGAUGGAGGCGUUGCAUGAGGAAAUACGCGAUGGACCCUACAAAGAUUUUAUCAAACUCACCAUAGUUUAUCCUUAUAUGACCAAUACUGGUCUCUGCAAGCGGCCGAAAGUUAAAUUUCCUUCUAUGCUUGGACUUUUAGAUCCAAAAGAGGUUGCCAAGCAUAUAGUUGAGGCGCACCGCUCCAACGUCAAUGAAACCACAAUACCCAGCAGUCUUUUGCAUAUCAACAAUUGGUGUCGCCUGCUGCCUUUGCGUUGCGGUCUUUUGCUGAAGGAUUAUAUAGAUAGUGGCGUAGAGUCCGAUUUGUGAGUGCAUGAGCGUUGCUGAGAAAUAAAUAGUUUUGUAUUUGAAAUAUUUUAAUAUGAUUGUAUUAUAGUGUAUAUUGGUUGCAUUGUAUAUUACGAAUUUAAAAAAAAAAAAAACAGAAAAAAAAAUUAUAUCAAUAAAAUAUAAAAAGACUUGUGUAUUUGAAAGUGGAAAGUAAUUCAUGAAAUAAAUAAUUAUUGCGGAUACAGAAUGGAAAUGCGAUAAGUCUUCAUUAAGCUCAAGCAAUAAUUUUUGACGUGAUAACGUCUUAUAAUUCGAUUUAACAGGCUGCAUGCACGAAAAAAUGUGUCG
Anastrepha obliqua is the source of this 1603-nucleotide messenger RNA. Its product is annotated as epidermal retinol dehydrogenase 2. The transcript has 6 exons. NCBI's taxonomy places the organism in Eukaryota, Metazoa, Arthropoda, Insecta, Diptera, Tephritidae. Bases 341 to 1294 code for a protein of 317 amino acids. Gene Ontology annotation, cellular component: lipid droplet. Gene Ontology annotation, molecular function: oxidoreductase activity, acting on the CH-OH group of donors, NAD or NADP as acceptor. The record is from RefSeq and is a predicted model, not a curated record.